AUGCUCCAGAAGCUCAUCCACAAAGCUUCUACGGACGGUGAGAUCUGCCAUCCCCUUGCGCCUGGGCUACCCUGUCCUGUCCUCCAAUACGCCGACGACACCCUUAUCUUCCUCAAGGGUGACAUUGCCGUGGUUCUAAAUCUCCGUCAAAUUCUCAACGCCUUCUCCCUAGCCACUGGCCUCCACAUUAAUUUCCACAAAUCCACUUUCAUUCCGAUGAACUUAAAGGCUGCUGCUGCAAGUGAGAUGGCCAAUAUCCUUGGCUGUGACAUCUCCUCCUUCCCACAACCUUACCUUGGGCUCCAUCUCUCCCCUCACAAACUUAAGGUUAGUGACUACCAGCCCCUCAUCUCGUCUUUCGACCGGUACCUUGCUGGCUGGAAAUCCAAACUUCUGAGCUCCGGUGGCCGGGUCAUCCUUGUGAACGUUGUGCUCAGCGGUCUUCCUAUCCACUACAUGCUUGCCAUCCUCCUUCCCAAAACUAUGCGUGAAAUGAUUGAUAGCCGCCGGCGUGCUUUCCUUUGGUCCGGUGGGGAGAAGUGCCAUGGCUCGCAAUGCCUUAACGCAUGGGAUCGCGUCUGCCUGGCCAAAAACACCGGUGGGCUUGGCGUCAGGAUCCUUGAGGACCAAAAUCACUGCCUACUCAUGAAGCUCGUUCAUAAGCUGCUUGGACCCGACACUCUCCCCUGGAAAACCUGGUUUCAGCUCCACUCCCCUCGUGACCUUUGGGCGGGUGACCCGGAUUCCUUCCUGGGCCAUAUUGUUCAAGAAGAGCUGCCCGGGUUUCGCCGUAUCACGUCUGUCCUCCUUGGUGACGGCCACAGCACUUCCUUUUGGCUUGAUCAGUGGAUCGGUGACCACAGCCUUGCUGUGUGUUUCCCUGCUCUUUUCUCCCACUGCAGCAGAACUCUUGCCAAUGUUCACGACACUCUGACUGCCGGCCUCUCCAGCUUCCUUCAGCCCAGACUAUCGCAGCAGGCAACGAAUGAACUCCAUAUCCUCCUGGACACCGUUGCUACCACCCAACUUCUUCACUCCCCGGACCAGAGACGGCUGCUCUGCUCUGGCUUGCCCCCCUUCACAAGCCGUGGAGCAUAUCAGCUCCUCCAUGCUGACGAUGUUGACCUGGAAGGGCCCAAACUCAUCUGGUCCUGCAGACUCCCAGGGAAGAUCAAAUUCUUUGGUUGGCUUCUUCAUUUUGACAGGUUGAACUAUAGGGCAAAUCUCUGCUAA
Messenger RNA from Miscanthus lutarioriparius, 1233 nucleotides. The record is from the annotation of a GenBank genome assembly. Lineage: Eukaryota; Viridiplantae; Streptophyta; Magnoliopsida; Poales; Poaceae.